AUCUUAGAAUCGCGGUUCAGUGAAGUCGUAGAAUGGGGAAGCAUUUUCAAGCAUGUUGAGCUGUUCUUUGAUCACUAAAUGGAGGCCUCUUGCAGCAAGAGGGUAGUGGUGUGAAUUUCUUAAGCUGAAUCAGGUGUUUAUUGGUGUUUCAGUUGGAUUUGACGGUGGCCCUCUCGAUCGCUCGCCGGAGAUAAACCAAGUAGCUCCGUCGUUUAGCUGCUACAGCCAUGUCCUCCGACACUGUACCACCUCUCAUUGCUGCUCAUAUCAAUUACCUGCUCAGCCACUUUCCUCUCCCCGUCAAGAUUGAGAACAUGUGGUCUGGCAGUAGACACUGCCCUGGAAUUAUUGAUAGGUUCACGCUGAUCGUACCUUACUGCCUUGAAUUCGUCAGAUGGGACAUCAUGUACAAUGCUGAAACACCAUUUUCUGCUCCUGAUAUUAUGUUUGGAGCAGAAGAUGAAAAUUUCCAUCCAUUCUCAAGUAAGGUUGAUGAAGGAGAACGAGAUCAUAAUUCAUUACAGAACUGUCUACGUGACUGGAACAGCAAAGAUCCAUCACGGCUCACUAGCCUCCUUCAAGAACUAAGGGAUCGAUAUGUGUCGUACCAAAGGAAACGUGUUGAAGGAGUUGAUGAUGAAAGAUUGAAGUUUGAACUUUGUACUAUGUUAUCUAGGGAGGUAAUGUUCUUCAUUAUAAGGUUUGAUAGACUGUUAACUCUAACUUGGUGAUCACUUGCAUUAACCUAUGAAUUUGAGGGGUGAGGUACUGGGCUCGGUGUCUUGAUAAUAUUAUCUUACUGGAUGCCGGUAGAGGUGUAUAAAACUUUUUAUUUUCAUCUUUGGAAUCCGAAUGAGACAAUUGCUGCCACGGCCAGAUAAUUAUUCCAGAUUUUUCACGCUUGAAAAAAUCUUAGGGUAGAAGUUUAACCAUCCU
Messenger RNA from Cucurbita pepo subsp. pepo (vegetable marrow), 936 nucleotides. Lineage: Eukaryota; Viridiplantae; Streptophyta; Magnoliopsida; Cucurbitales; Cucurbitaceae. The record is from RefSeq and is a predicted model, not a curated record.